GAUUGGUUGGAUGAAGAAAGCGACGAAUUGCAUGUGGCGGCAAGGUUUGGAAGAGGCAACUUGUAGGUGACCUUUGACCUGAUGAAUGAGCAACAGCAGGUGAUGCUGUCUAGUGUUGUGGUGACUCCUGGGCAACUCCAGGGAGCGUCGGUCAUCGUCCAGAAUGCAGCGGCUGCGGUGCAAGCAGACACGGAGCUGCAGAUGGCAGGAAACUCGACCCUCCAUGCCAGUCUACAGGCAGGCUCGGGUACCAUCAGCCAGCAAUGUGCUAUAUGUGGUGACCGUGCUACUGGCAAGCACUAUGGUGCAGCUUCUUGUGAUGGUUGCAAGGGCUUCUUCAGGAGGUCAGUCCGCAAGAAUCAUCUGUACACAUGCCGGUUCAGCAGAAGCUGUAUUGUAGAUAAGGACAAAAGGAAUCAGUGUCGGUACUGUAGAUUACGCAAAUGCUUCAAGGCUGGAAUGAAGAAAGAAGCGGUACAAAAUGAGCGAGAUCGUAUCAGUUCCCGGAGGACUAGCUAUGAGGAACAGGCUUCAGGAAAUGGACUGUCAUGUGCAUCCUUGCUAAAUGCAGAGAUGCUUUCACGUCAAGUUGGAGCAGCACUUGAGAUGACCUCACCAGAAAGUGACUACAACUUAUCAAACAAACAGAUAGCCAACAUCAACGAUGUCUGUGACUCAAUGAAACAGCAAUUAUUGAUUCUUGUAGAGUGGGCCAAAUACAUCCCGGCUUUCAUAGAACUGCCGCUGGAUGAUCAGGUGGCCUUGUUACGAGCUCAUGCUGGAGAACAUCUCCUGCUUGGGUUGGCACGUCGUUCCAUGCACCUCAAAGAUGUUUUGCUGCUCGGAAACAACUGUAUCAUUGGCCGGCACUGUCCAGAUUCUGGGGUGUCACCAGACUUAGACAUCAGUCGUGUAGGGACCCGGGUCAUGGAUGAGCUAGUCAAACCAAUGACAGAAGUGCAGAUAGAUGACACAGAGUUUGCCUGUUUGAAGGCCAUUGUUUUCUUUGAUCCAAAUGCAAAAGGAUUAAGUGAUUCAAACAGAAUUAAGAGUCUGCGCUAUCAGAUCCAAAUUAAUUUGGAAGAUUACAUCAGUGAUCGACAGUAUGACUCAAGAGGUCGAUUUGGAGAAAUUCUCCUCACUCUACCUGCAUUGCAGUCCAUUACAUGGCAGAUGAUUGAACAGAUCCAGUUUGCCAAGUUGUUUGGUGUGGCACGCAUUGAUAGUCUGUUACAGGAAAUGCUACUGGGUGGAGCCACAGCAGAUGGUAACCUUCAGCAGAACAACACAUCAACUACUGCAGGCAGUUAUCAAGGUAGUUCUGGAGGGUCACCAGGGAGCCCAUUAACCCCUCCAGGCUCAGCCCAGUGCAACAGUCCACCACAACAUAUGCAACACAGCAAUGGGCACCUUGGCAGCCCACCAAUGAGCAAUGGGACCACACCCGGCCAACCACCUGUGGGACCACCUUCACCUCAUUUAUAUGAGGUAGCAUUGUUAACUGCCCCACUCGACCACAAGAAUAGGCAGAACAACUGUGAGUUCGUGUCUCCAAGUAUCAUGAAUUUUUCACAGGAAAAGGCCUGAUCUGCAGUGCAUGAGAUAGUAUAACAGCAGAAGCAUCUCAAGUUAGGACCACCGUUUUUCAACCAAUGGUUCACAACUUAACAUAUGCUGGUCUGCAAAUUCGAGUUAGCAUUAUAAUAUAUAUAUAUAUAUAUACUUUACUGCUAUUUUUUUCUACAGAGAUCUCACUAUAUAACAUAAUUAUGAUUACUGGUCCUCCUUUCCAUUAUAUACUGGCUGGACAAUAUGGAAGAUUUGAAGCAAACUAUUUCAUAUAACUUCUUAUAUAAUUUUAAUUUUUAAAGUUCAGUGUGGGUGAUUAAGAUGUUUCUUUGAUUUAAUAUUGCAUAAAUGUUAUAACUGUAAAUAAAAAUGUUUAGAUAAGCUAGUAAUAAUUAAUUUGGACCCUAUUAUUUGUGCUGUGCAAUGUGACACAGACAGGGCACUCAUAUUUUGUAAACUGACUGUUGUUUUACUGGUCUGUGAAUUAGAAAAAGUUGAGAACCAUUGGUUAUUCAGGGGGCAUGCAGUAGCGUAGUUGGUUGAGGGGCUAUGCUACAAGCCGAAAGGUCGCGAGUUCAAGUCCU
Molecule: messenger RNA, 2153 nt
Organism: Cryptotermes secundus
Lineage: Eukaryota; Metazoa; Arthropoda; Insecta; Blattodea; Kalotermitidae
Gene: Hnf4
Product: hepatocyte nuclear factor 4-gamma
Exons: 11
Coding region: 82-1587 (501 amino acids)
Biological process (GO): cell differentiation; regulation of transcription by RNA polymerase II; anatomical structure development
Cellular component (GO): nucleus
Molecular function (GO): zinc ion binding; RNA polymerase II cis-regulatory region sequence-specific DNA binding; nuclear steroid receptor activity
Source: RefSeq, a predicted model, not a curated record